UGAUCAUAUGUGAGUUUUAAGAACACACUCCUACUAAAUCUUACCUUUCAUAAAAUGGCAGAAUGAAGCUGAUUUGCAAAAUGUGAUUUAAUAUCUACUUAAAUGUUAUGAUUUAUCGCGUGUGUAGUGUUAAAAUUGUGAGUUUUCCAUUACUGAAUGUUGUUUGAUUACAAUUACAAAGAGUGAAUGAAUAACCAACAAAAUAAUGGCACCUCGACGAUUAGAAGAAAUUCCUAUCAAACGAAUGGCAGCGUUUGGUUGUCGUUUACCGUCACGUUUACCAAGAGGUGAAAUAUUGACUGAUAUUACUCAAAAUAAAUGGAGAGUAGGAGAUCCAAUUGGUUGUGGAGGUUUUGGAGACAUUUAUCUAGCCUCUGAUGACAUUACGAAGCCAGUAGAACACAAUUCGAAAUAUGUUGUUAAAAUAGAACCACAUAAUAAUGGACCACUAUUUGUGGAAAUGAAUUUUUAUAUAAGGGCAGCUCGAAAACCAAUGAUUCAAAGUUGGUGUAAGUCAUAUAGAAAAAGACGUGUUGGAGUUCCAACUUAUGAAGGUUCGGGUUCACACAUCUAUCAUGGUCAAAGAUACAGAUUUCUGGUGAUACCUCGUUAUGGUGUAGAUGUAGGAAAAUUAUUUGUUUUUCAAGGAAGAAAACUAUCAACGAAACAGGUCAAUGGACUCGCAGUGCAAAUGUUGGAUGCACUUGAGUACAUACACAGUCAGGGAUAUGCACACGCAGACGUCAAGGGUUCCAAUAUUUUACUCACUACUAAUGGAUUAGGCUCAGAGGUAGAAAAAGCACAAGCAUUUUUAGUUGAUUAUGGAUUAGCGUAUCGCUUUCGAUGGGGAAAUGGAAUUCACAAACCAUUUGUUCAUGAUGAGAGACGAGCUCACGAGGGAACUUUAGAAUUUACAUCUAGAGAUGCUCAUCACGGAACUCAUUCGAGACGAGGGGACUUAGAAACUUUGGGAUACAAUUUAUUACAAUGGCUGUGUGGAAAAUUACCUUGGGAAAAGGAAAGUGAAUUGCAGAUGUCAACUGUUAAUCCAGAAGAAAUUCAAGCACAAAAAGAAAUCAUUUUUUCCGACGUUUCAUUGUCUAUACAAAAAUUGUUUUCGGGGAAGAGAAAAGCACCAGAUAACAUUAUAGAGUACUUUACGUAUAUUUCUCGUUUAGGGUUUGAAACUAAACCAAAUUACACCUAUUUGCGCAAUCUUUUUUGUCAAGGUUCUGUGCUUGAAGAAAAUAUUUUGACAUUAGUAAACAAAGGUAUUACUAAUGAGAAUCUUUCUCGGUCUAAAUUUGACAGUCUUCCGUAUCUUAGGGAGAGAAAACCUUGCAGACCCGUAAAUGGAGAGAUUCGAAUAACAAGAAAUACUCAGCCGAUAAUUCCGAAGAAAGUAAUUGAAUUCAGUUGGGAGGAAGUUCUUUCACGACAUCCUGACAAGCUGGCCAAAAUUAGUGUUUUUCCCCCACCGUUUGCUCUGACGCCACCCCCAUCACCUCCUCCGAUCUCGCCAACUUCGUCUUUGCCAACAUAUGCGAUGCUCAACGUAUUGCAGAGAAUGAAGGAGAGACAAUCUGGAAUUAUAAGACAUAAAACGUCAUCAAAAUCAUUAGAUAAUGAACUGAAACCAAAAUGGAUGACACCCGCCAUGGAGGAAAUUGCUCAAUUGAGAAAAAGAAAUUUGGAAUUAGCAUCUCAAGAAAAAAUUUCCAAAUCAAAUGAUUCAAAAAGACUCACGAGAUCUGAAGCUGCAAAAUUAAGACGACUCGAGAGCAAAUCGACAGAGAAAAUAAAUUCAAGAAAAAGAAAGGCUUCUUCUUAAAUCUACUUCGUGUUCCACUAUCUAAAGAUUUUUAUGAUAACGGAAAGAAUUUUCGAUGGAGUAUUAUACUUUAUUAGUAAAUUUAGCUCUAGGAUAGAUGAAUUUGAUGUUCCUCAACAAAGGAUAAGAAUUUCUCCUUUGCAUAAGCGAAGCCUCAGACAAGCAUCUCGCCAAUUUUAAAAGACUGCUUCGUAAUCGACGUUUUUCAUAACAAAUAUUUACGCUUAAAGGCGUGACGAAAUAGCUUUUUUCAUCACAUUAUUUAAAUGGACUCAAGAAAAUUGUAUUUCUUCUGUCAAAAAUUUUGCGUGGAAUUAUUUAUGAUCAAGUGCAUAUAUAGUGAAAUUUAAGUGAUUUAAAAGCAAGUGAAUAAACUAUAUAAAAAAUUUACAUUA
Leptopilina heterotoma is the source of this 2226-nucleotide messenger RNA. RefSeq names its product serine/threonine-protein kinase VRK1-like. The record is from RefSeq and is a predicted model, not a curated record. The transcript is spliced from 10 exons. Lineage: Eukaryota; Metazoa; Arthropoda; Insecta; Hymenoptera; Figitidae. Gene Ontology annotation, biological process: peptidyl-serine phosphorylation; signal transduction. The coding region runs from base 206 to 1831 and encodes 541 amino acids. Gene Ontology annotation, cellular component: nucleus; cytoplasm. Gene Ontology annotation, molecular function: ATP binding; protein serine/threonine kinase activity.